UAGAAACACCAGUUCUAGAUUAUACAAUGCAACAAUACAGGUUAUUCGCUGUGAUCGCACAAGCUUACGCUGUUUAUUUUACUGGUGAAAUUAUUACUAAUUUAUACAAGCAAUACGAUGCGCAAAGUUCAAGCGGUGAUUUUUCAUUGCUUGCCAAUUUACACGCAUCCACCAGUGGUCUAAAAUCAUUGGUCUCUGCAAUGACCGUGGAUUCUAUCGAAGAUUGUCGAAGAGCAUGCGGUGGUCAUGGAUACUCAAAUUUCAGUGGAUUUACUAUGUUUUAUCAGGAUUAUUUACCCAAUCCUACUUGGGAAGGUGAUAAUUAUCUCUUAACCCACCAAACUGCGCGUUAUCUUUUUAAAACAUAUCGCGAGGUCAUUCACAGUAAACAUCAAAAUAAAGAAUUCACUUUACAAUACGACACAAACCCAACGAUCUUCUAUAUUCUCCGAUAUCUAAGUAACCCAAAUCAGAAAUGUACCGUCACUUCUCCAUCUGAUUUUAUGAAUCCUGAAGUUCAACUCGCAAUCUAUGGUUAUCGAGCAGCCAAUCUAAUCGCUCAAGCAGUUGACCAGAUUGACAACCAUCAAAAAAAUUCAAUUAACGAAAAAAGACGCAUUUUGCAUAAUAGCCCAGGCUUAAAAAAAGUUUUAACUUCAGUUUGUAAUUUAUUUGCAUUGCAUACUAUGGAAAAAGAACUUUCAGAAUUUUUGGAAUCAGAAUAUUUGUCACCGAAACAAGCAAGAAUGCUAAGAGUCCAGGUUUCUGAAUUGAUAAAAGAAAUUAGACCUAAUGCCGUUGCAUUGGUUGAUGCAUUUAAUUUACCUGAUUAUUUGUUGAAUUCGGCAUUAGGAAG
This is a messenger RNA of Racocetra fulgida, 856 nucleotides long. The record is from the annotation of a GenBank genome assembly. NCBI's taxonomy places the organism in Eukaryota, Fungi, Glomeromycota, Glomeromycetes, Diversisporales, Gigasporaceae.